CGAAGUUUGCCCAGCCCAGGCUCCCUUCCCUCGCCUGCGUCGGAGCCGCUCGGGUGCUCGGGGCUGGACGGGACGGCGGAGCCCAGCGCGGUGGGGAAGGGGCAGCUCAUGUCCCUGCCGAGCCCCGCAUGGCCCCAGCGAGAUGAGCCCCCCCCCUGCGGCACCGCCACCGGCCUCCCUCCAGCCUCGUCCGACAGCGACUCCGGCUGUGCCCUGGAAGAGUACCUGGAGCCCCCCGCAGACCCCGCGUCCCCCGAGGUCCCCGUGUGCUUUGAGAGCCGCUCACCGGAGCCUGCCUCUCCCGCUGACCGGAGCCGGCUCCGCGUCAAAGCCCUCCUGCAGCAGCUGCCUCCUCAGGACUGCGAUGAGCGGUACUGCCCUGGCCUCGCGGAGGAGGAGAGGAAGCAGCUCCGAGCGUUCAGCGCCCGCCGGAGACGGGAGGCGCUGGGGCAGGGGCUGGCAUGUCCCGUGCCAGGUCCCUGCCACGGCUGUCCCUGCAAGGAGUGCGGCCGGAGGCUGAACAAAGGCGACCCCGGGAUUUCGGCGUCCCGGCUGGGAGACCAGUUCUGGCACCCGUCCUGCUUCUCCUGCCACUUCUGCCGCCAGCCCCUGGUGGACCUCAUCUACUUCCAGCAGGACGGGAGGAUUUACUGCGGCCGGCACCACGCCGAGCUCUUCCGGCCCCGCUGCGCCUCCUGCGACCAGCUGAUCUUCAUGGAGGAGUGCAUCGAGGCGGAGGGCCGGCGCUGGCACCCGGAGCACUUCUGCUGCCUGGAGUGCGACGCGCCGCUGUGUGGGCAGCGCUACGUGAUGAGGAGCGGGCGGCCCUGCUGCCGCGGCUGCUUCGAGAGCCUCUUCGCCGAGCCGUGCCAGGCCUGCGGGGACCCCAUCGGCGUCGACAGCGAGGAGGCCACGCACCAGGGGCUCCACUGGCACGCCCGAGCCCCCUGCUUCUGCUGCAGCCUGUGCCGAAAGCCGCUGCGGGGGCAGCCCCUCACCGCUCGCCACGGGCGGCUCUUCUGCUCCGAGAGCUGCAGCCUGGGGCGGGACGCGGCCUCCAGCGCCUCCGACUCCUCCGACUCAGCCUUCGUCUCGGCCCCGUCCCCCGACUCGACGCCCGUCUCCCGAGCCGGCCACGCAGCCAGGACCGCGAUGGGGAGCGCCUCGGCGGCCGGGGGGUGCAGGCAGCGGGUGGAAGGGGCCGAGCUGUUUCUGGAUCAGGCCUCCCUGCAUCCUGCGUUCAGGAGCCUCGAUGACCACGAAGCAGCCACGGAGAGGAGCAGGGACGCAGCGCACGCGGGGAUGCAGGGGCCACUGGGCAGCCCCCAGCCCGACACAGAGGGUCCCAAGGGGCUUGGAGCCCCAGGCCACCCGGUUUCGGGGGCUCCUGGUGCCCGAACACCAGCAGGUGACGGAAACCCACACCUCCAAGCGGGGCUGUCCCCUGCCCUACAAAGCCCACGGCCAGACGACAUCGACCUGCAGGACAUCACGGAAGAGGAUGACUCCUGGUGUCCCACCUGCUCCUCAUCUUCAGACUCGGACUCAGAAGAGGAGGGCUUCUUCUUUGGGAAGCCCAUUCCCAAGCCCGGGAUGAGCUCCCUGGGCAGGGAGCCCCCGGAGCGGGCCGGGUGCAGGACGGCGAAGCCGCGGGGCAGCAGCAAGCACUGCAGCGUGUCCUAGCGCGGGGCCGCUCAGCGAGCGGGGGCCCCCUCGCCGGGGUAGCACUUUGCACGGUAUUUAAGCAGGAGGACAGCAGGUGGAGGAGGGGGGGGGGGGGUGUCCUUUUCCCCGGCCCCACCGCAUCCUGCCGGCCCCUGCCGUGGUCUCCGUGCAUUCCGAGCGCGUUUUGGACACGGCCCAAGGCUGGUGGGGAGAAGCCGCCGGGAUCCUUUCAGCGGCAGCUGCAGGCGAAGCACAGCCUGCAAUUCCUGCUGGCCUCUCCCGCAAUUAGGAACAGGUAAAGCGAGUAGGGAGCAGGGAGGCAGCAGCCCACACCGGGGCACGGUCUCCAGCUCCCGUCCCAGACAAGCCGGCAGCCUCGGAGAGCAGCCGCGCGCCAGGGAGGGCGGCCAGGGGCUUAGGACAAGGGCAGAGACCUGCACCGUCCUGCGGCAGGGGCUCCUGCCCGACUUGGACAGGAGGGGUCUGGCCACCGGGGUCAGAUCCAGACGCCGGGUGGGGGGUCUCUCACCCGCAGGGACUCUUUGGAGGGGCACUGAUGCUGUCCCGUAGGGUGCUGCCACCCCGGGGAGGGGAACGGUGGGGCAGCCCCGCUGCCCCCGCGGACGAUGCUCCAAUAAAGCUCAGCUGAGACCUGAACGCAGGAG
Molecule: messenger RNA, 2330 nt
Organism: Cygnus atratus (black swan)
Lineage: Eukaryota; Metazoa; Chordata; Aves; Anseriformes; Anatidae
Gene: PRICKLE4
Product: prickle planar cell polarity protein 4
Exons: 8
Coding region: 109-1683 (524 amino acids)
Molecular function (GO): zinc ion binding
Source: RefSeq, a predicted model, not a curated record